Molecule: messenger RNA, 1421 nt
Organism: Sphaerulina musiva SO2202
Lineage: Eukaryota; Fungi; Ascomycota; Dothideomycetes; Mycosphaerellales; Mycosphaerellaceae
Exons: 2
Coding region: 540-920 (126 amino acids)
Source: RefSeq, a predicted model, not a curated record
UCAUUCACUUCUGUCAACAAUUAUCGUUAUUUGUUGGGCUCAUGGGGCUUCAUGGAGAUGUUGCUACCUCCUUAGUCCUCCUACAUGUACCUCUUACCUUGUUGUAUUCAGGUACCUGUAUGCUAAGCAGAUCUCUUGGCCCUUGGCGCCCUUGACUCCCACCUGAGAGUCAACCUUGUGUCAACCACUUCUCUCUGUCUUAGUAUACAUAUAUGCUUUCCCCUUCCACACUGCGCACGAACCAUGGGAUCCCAAAGGACUAACUCGUUCACACACAUGGGUUCCAUUACCAGUCACGAGCAGGCACCCUCGAACUGCAACAAGACCACGAUUUCGAACCAGUUGUGACUCUGAUUAUUAGCCAUGGCAACAAGAACUGAUCCCCCCGAGGCUGAAUAGCUAUACACAUGGACUGCCAUUUAAAUCGAGUCUCAGCUCUCCGUUCCUUCGCCCCUAGAUCAUGCGGAUAGCGAAUUGCCAAUUGAUCACACGAACUAAGGCACAUUGCAGGUUUGGAGUCGUUAUUAACAAGAAGUCGCAUGAGAUCCAGCUGGAAUCCAGAGAGACAGAGGGAGUUCAUGUUAGUGCUGUUUCUACAUAGCCCACGGAGUAAUUGGUCGAUUAAGCGAGGAAAACGGCUGUACAACGUUGUACCCAAUCUGAGAGUCAGACUACCUAGACCAGCAUUUGCUCGAAUAAUGAACACACUCGACCUUCACGCUCAAGACGAUGGGUGGUCUAUUCUCUCCCGCUACCUUCGGCCUUACGGUUACCCACUUCUCAGCCAAGGUCCGUGUUGCUGCUUGCGCGCGAGCGAUGCACAGUGCCGCCGCGGGAUGGAUCCUAUCGAUGAAGAAUGUCUUUCAGGAUAUCGACCUUCGAGAUACUAUCCAGUCAAGCCAGGCGAUAUUAUCAAUUAGUCGUAUGCCGUGAAGGUCCAGCUUGGUUUCGGCAGGAGCUCAACUAUAUGGUUCUGCACUGAUCAGGACCAGAAAUUCAAGGCGCUGAAGAUUUCCACCGCUAGCGAUGGGAAAAUGGAGGACCGACAAGACGGUUCCGAGUGUCAAUCUCGAGGACCGAGGCCAAUAUUCUGCUACCACUUCCUCCUCCUCCUCCUCCUCCUCCUCCUCCUCCUCCUCCUCCUCCACGUCCGACAUACCGCUGUUCUUCGACUUUGUCAGAUCCAUGCUGAGUUGGAAUCCGGAUAAGAGGCCGACUGCAUCCUAACUACGGCAACAUUCAUGGCUUCGCACCGUCGAUUGACUUGGCUCUCCUCUAGAAUCAGACGAAAAAGCAUGAAUGACUCCCGUAAUAACCCCCGUAGUUGCACUGUAGCCUCAUAUGAAGAUGUAUAGAUAGAUACUUCUAUGCCUAGGGCUCGCAGGCUACCUACUACAUAACAAUACAGUACCUAGUACCAC